Molecule: messenger RNA, 2089 nt
Organism: Musca domestica (house fly)
Lineage: Eukaryota; Metazoa; Arthropoda; Insecta; Diptera; Muscidae
Product: zinc finger protein 43
Exons: 4
Coding region: 78-1943 (621 amino acids)
Biological process (GO): regulation of transcription by RNA polymerase II
Molecular function (GO): RNA polymerase II cis-regulatory region sequence-specific DNA binding; DNA-binding transcription factor activity
Source: RefSeq, a predicted model, not a curated record
AACAAGAAUACAAUUUGAUUUGGAGAGGCGUCGAGUGGAAAAACAUUUCUGAAAAAAUUCAACAUCUUAUAAACAAAAUGAUUAUUUGCGGAAAUAUUUAUUUGGAUGAAAUAAAAAAGACAUUUAUUUUGAAAUGUGUUAUCUGCGAAAAGAAGUCCAAAGCAUACACCGAAUUUACAAAGCAUAUAAAGAAGAAGCACAAAUCUCUUGAUGGCACUGAAGCUCCGCUGGAUAACAAGGAAGAUGAACAGAAAUGCAGUCUCCAAAACUUACUAUCCGAGGAUUUUAUACCGUCACCAAAUAUUGUUAAGCUGGAAGAAGAUGUCUUGGACACGGACAAUGAAGAUGAGAAACCUCUUCUGCAAAUAAAGCAUGAAAUGGAAUUUGUGGAAGAGGUGCCAAAUGAAACGAAAUUUGCUAUCGAAACCGUGACCGAGGGUGAACCUGUUAUGGAUCCGGUGGCAGUACUGGAGGAUAAUGAAAUCUUAGAAUUUCCGGAGACAAUGGACGAUGAUGUUAAGGAUGAAGAUUAUGUUCCAGACAAUGAAUCCGAAGACGACAUGGAAAACUAUGAGGUGGAUGUUGAUGAGGAUGGUGGAUCUGAAUCGGACAAUGAGGAAAUACCAGCGGUUACCGAUAAGUUUAUUCCAACAUUUUUCCGUAAAAAUCGUUUUUUGAGCGAUUUUUUGGAUUUCUACAAAAGCCAACCUGUGCUCUGGGAUGUUAAUCAUCCAGACUUCGAAAACGCAACGGUGCGAAAAGAGGCAAUGAAGGCCAUCAUGUUUGCCAUGCAAAAGUUCAACAUAUUUAUGAAACCAUCUGCACUAAACCGUGCACUCAAUAGUGUUCACAAAUAUUGUGCUAUAAUUAAGUUCCAGUUGGAGUCUCAAGUUCAGAAAAAAAUACCUGAAGUUACAAUGGCUUAUUAUAAGAAAUGUGACUUUCUCCAAGAGUUAUUGAUUAAGAAAAACAUCACAGGAGAUCAAUUUAUUCCAAAGGGUAAACCAUUGAAAUUAAAGGAAUGGGAUGAAACUACGGCAAACUUCAUUGAUAUUUACGGAACAUUCCCAAUACUUUACAAUGGCGACCAUCCAUUAUAUGGCGAUGUUGAUGGUCGACAAAAGGCUUUAGAGGAAUUUUCGGAAAUUCUCAAAAACCGGCAUAACAUUGAUUUCAAUGUGGAUACGAUAACAUCCGCUAUGGAGCAAUUGCAAUCCUGGUACUAUAAGCUCAAACAACGCAGAGUUAAUCAAAAUUGUAAAUUGAGUAAAAUGGAUGAAAAAUAUUAUAAGAAAUGUAGCAGUUUUAUGCCCAUUGAGCGUCCGCGGUAUCGCUUUGUAUGUAACGUAUGCAAGAAAAAUUUCAACCUGCGGCACAAUCUCCAGACACAUCUUUACAAAAUUCAUCGGUUGGGGGAUUUACCAUUUGGAUGCGAUCAAUGUGAAAGGAGAUUUGAAUCGAAGUUUGCCCUGCAUUGCCAUGUCCAGCGAAUACAUGUUGGCAAGACAUAUGCAUGUAAAUUUUGCGAUAAAAAGUUUGCCAUUGCUUCAGAACUGAGAAUACACAGCACGAUCCAUUCGACCGAGAAACCACAUGUCUGUGAGUUAUGUGGCAAAUCUUUCCGACUGAAAACUCAACUGGGCUACCAUGUCACCGCUAUACACACAAAGAUACGAGCAUUUAAGUGUACCAUGUGUCCAAAGGACUUUCUUAAGAAGCGGGACUUGACCGACCACAUAAAAUCGCAUCUUAAUAUAAGGGACAAAAUAUGCGAGACCUGCGGCAAAGGGUUCUCCAACUGCCACUCGUUGAUACGGCAUCGACAGAUUCACUCAGAAGUGAAGAAAUUCGCGUGUAAAUUAUGUGAUGCGAAAUUUCAUCAAUUUGUUGGUCUGAAUGGUCACAUGAAACGAACCCACAAUAUUGUAAAGAAACCAGCUUAAGUAUUUUUUAAGUAAUAAUUUAUUAUUUUAUGUAUUUUCGGAUAGCAAAGUAAAGAAUAGUAAUAAAGUAUAAUAGAGAAAAAAAAAGAUAAAAAAUAUUUUCUUAAAAAUAAAGGAAUAUAUGUACUGAAAUCAUAUGUACUUUC